Messenger RNA from Portunus trituberculatus (swimming crab), 1813 nucleotides. RefSeq lists its product as uncharacterized. The record is from RefSeq and is a predicted model, not a curated record. Lineage: Eukaryota; Metazoa; Arthropoda; Malacostraca; Decapoda; Portunidae. The transcript has 7 exons. The coding region runs from base 607 to 1578 and encodes 323 amino acids.
UGGAAUAUUCAAGCCAGAGUUUCCUCCUAACGAACCCAGCGCCGGCCAUCCUUCCUCCGCUGCCCCGCUCAGCCACACACCACCACGUCCUCAUCUGCACAUCCAGCACAACAUCAACAUUGACAGCAAGAAGAGAAGCACGCCAGAGAGAGAGAGAGAGAGAGAGAUGGGGGAGGACUAGCGAGGAACAGAAUAUGGAAAUCGUGUAGUGUAGUUUGUUGUUGAUACCGUCACCGUUUCCGUCAUUGCCAUUCCUCUGCAGUACAUGACACCUGAAACGGAGAGAAAAAGUAUGCAUCAGUGGUGUAGUGGUGUGCUGAACUAGCAUUGAAACACACACACACACACACAUGACGUGGAAAGAAUUAAGAGGUAUCACAGUGAAGAUCGAACGCACAUCCUCGAUUCUAAUCUGUUACUUAAUCAAGUAACCACGCACACCUUCCACGCACAAUCAAGGAACGACCACCCGUUCAAGUUUCUCAAUACGUGCUACAAUUUUCUAUCCAAUAAAGUUCCUCAUGGUGUGGACUUAAUAACAUGUAACAAUGCUUCAUAUUGAGAAGACAUCAAUAACAUUAGGGACAUCGUGAAGUAACACUGGUGAUGAGGUGUGAAGGAAAAAUGGCUCGCAUCCACUGUAAGAUCACGCCUCUGUCUGUGUACUUGGUGGUGCUGGCCACGUACAGCACCCUCAUGAUGCUGGCCUGUCUGGAGAACGAACAGCUGGAGCGCAUGGCCAAGGAACAUGAACAAGAGACUGCAGCGCCCCUAGAGGAAGACAUGACCAUCGUGAGAGACAGGAGGUCACAGCAUGGAAGGUGGCUGAGGAGCGUGGAUGACUUCUUCAGGCGCAUGGGGACCCUGGAGACCACCUGCUCCAAGAUGGUCUCCCUCGGCGGCACCUACUGCAGGAGAGCUCUGGAUAACAACAAGGUGGUGUGUCUGGACGAGGACGUGACACUAAAAUCCAACAACUGCACCGUCUACUCCUUCGGGAUUGGCGCUGACACAACUUUCGACGACCAGAUGAACUACUACGGGUGUGACGUGUUCAUGUUUGACCCCACUGUGAACCCAGAGGCAAUAGUUUCCACCAACCUCGAGCACGAACGCUUCCACCUCCUCGGCCUCGACAUCUACCGCUACAAUCGCACGCAUUUGAACGUAUAUCCAGACGGGAUAAACGAAAACAUAACGGGAGAGUUCGACACUUACGACAACAUUCGGCGUCGCUUGGGGCACGAGUCUCGCCCCGUGCACUACCUCAAGAUGGACAUAGAGAAUUCUGAGUGGCGUGUUCUCCCUGACUUGGCCAAGGGCGGGAAGCUGGAGGGCGUACGUCAGCUGGCCAUUGAGAUUCACACCAUGGACAUCAUCAGAGCGCCCACACACCAGGUACUGCCCCUCCUUCGUCAUUACUGGCAGGUUCUGGAACACCUCACUCGAUUGGGCUUCCUCCGUGCCUGGUACCGCCCCAACCUGGUAGUGGAGACCAUGUACCACGUGCCAGGGGAGAACAGAUCCAUUGCCACGUGUUUUGAAGUUCUCUACCUCCGUCGUGGUCCCGUCUAUUAAUGAAACAAUAGUUGUGUUUAGUGAAUCGUCGCCUCUUCCUCCUCAGGUUUAGUGAUUUUUAGUUCUUGUUCAGUGAGGUUAGGUUAGCUUAGGUUUGGUCUGGUUAGUUGCUGGUUCAAUAGUCUUGUUGUUAAUGUUAUUGCUGCUGCUAUCACUACUACCACCUCUAUUACUACUACUACUACUACUACCACCAUUAUUACUACUACUACUACUACUACUACUACUACUACUA